This is a messenger RNA of Drosophila miranda, 2613 nucleotides long. Its product is annotated as maternal effect protein oskar. The transcript is spliced from 4 exons. The record is from RefSeq and is a predicted model, not a curated record. The coding region runs from base 25 to 1914 and encodes 629 amino acids. NCBI's taxonomy places the organism in Eukaryota, Metazoa, Arthropoda, Insecta, Diptera, Drosophilidae.
CCCUCUCUCACUUUCGUUUAAGCGAUGGCCACAUAUAGAAGUGCCCACAGCGAGCCGUACACGAGUAAGAGCAAAAGCAACAGCAACAGCAGCAGCAGCAGUCGCCUGACGGCAUUGAGAAAACGCCUGACCACGUGUUUCCAGCAGUGGUGCCAACAGCUCCAGAAGCCGGCUUCCUUCCAAAAGUGCAAAAGUGGCCCCAACCACCAGUUUUACAAGAUCUUUGAGGAGGUAUUUGACAGCAAGGUAUUUGGCGACAAGACCAAAUAUAUUCGGCAGUUUAAGAAGAUUUUCAAAGGGAACAGGGACUUAGCUAAGAAAAGUGAGCCAGGGAGGGUAGUGCUAGUGCUAGUGCCCGAGAAACCAGUGGACGACACAGAGGAGAGCCAGAAGAAACAGCCGCAGCUUGUGGCCAGACUCUUUUCAUCCACACUGAUAUCCGCGAAGGAGGAGAUCUCCUGUAGCUACAACAGCAUCAGCAUGACUAUCAUCGACAGCAAUUACAUCGAAGUGCGGGAGGAGUACCCGGAGAUUGACAGCGAGAUACGGUCCAUACUGCUGGCCAAUGCCCAAAGUGGCAUCACGAUAUCGACCAUCAAAAAUGAAUAUCGAAAAUUGACGGGCAAUCCGUUUCCGCUGCACGAAAAUAUCACAGACUUUCUGCUCACCAUCCCCCACGUGACCGCCGAAUGCUGCGUGUCCGGGAAGCGAAUUUUUAACAUGAAGCCACGCCCGGAGACUCGCCACCUGUACGAUAUGGUCCUCCAUCAGAAGCGAAGCAACGACCUGGGGACCAACGACCAUCCGGUGGCUGCACCACCCCCACGCCUCUGGCGCUGUCAGUACAAGCGUCGGGCCCUGGUCUCACUGAACACCAACAACAACAACAACAACAGCAAAAACUACAAUGUCAACCAAAAUAUCAAUCACAUCGAGGAGAAGGUACCGGCUGUUGGUGGCAAAGAAGUCACCAUUGAAGCCCAGGCGGGUCCACUGCAGCAACUGGCCAGGGCUGCGGCGGAGUCAAACUGGUGCUAUCAGGACAACUGGAAUCAUCUCAAGAACUGCUAUCAGCGAGCUAACAUCUUUGCCGAUCCUCCAGAGAAGCCACCGCCGUUGCCGGCCCAAGAAAACCAUCAUCGUAAUUCCAACAGCCAGAACCAUCGGGAUAACCUAAAGAACCAACGGAAUUUGCUAGUGAACGAACAUCAUAGUAUGCAGCAGGAGUAUCAGUAUCAGUAUCCCACCCCCACCCCCACACCCACACCCACACCCACACCCACCACCAUAUCGAGUGGGACUCGGCAUGACUCCAUGUUCACCAUCAACUCGGAUUACGAUGCCUACUUGUUGGACUUUCCCCUACUGGGAGAUGAUUUCCUCUUGUAUCUGGCUCGGAUGGAGCUGAGGUGUCGUUUCAAGCGGAGCGAGAGGGUCCUGCAGUCGGGUCUGUGCGUAUCUGGGCAGACUAUAAGUGGCGCCCGGUCGCGUCUGCAUCAUUUGCAAGUGAACAAGGGUACGCAAAUAAUUGUCAAUAUUGGAUCCGUGGACAUAAUGCGGGGCAGACCGAUUGUCCAAGUCCAACAUGACUUUCGUCUGUUGAUCAAGGACAUGCACAAUCGGGGACUGGUCCCGAUCCUAACCACAUUGGCCCCGCUGGCCAAUUAUUGCCACGACAAAGCGAUGUGCGAUAAGGUGGUCAAGUUCAACCAGUUCAUUUGGAAAGAGUGCGCCAGUUACCUGAAGGUGAUCGAUAUACACUCGUGCCUGGUCAACGAAAAUGGCGUCGUCCGGUUCGAUUGUUUCCAGUACUCAUCGCGUAAAGUGACGGGCUCCAAGGAAUCCUAUGUGUUCUGGAACAAAAUUGGUCGGCAACGUGUCUUGCAAAUGAUUGAAGCGAGUCUGGAGUAUUGAUCGUAUUCGAUGCAUGGAGACUGGUCUGGCACCUGUCUCCUCAAUUGGAGGAGAUGAAGAUGAAGAUGUUUUAUAUCCACGCUGACGGCGCAAACGCUGAAAUUCGAGAUUCGCUUAAUAUUUUUAAUGUGUUUUAUGUUUCCAUGUUCAUUUUUAUGUUUACUUGUAUUUGUUCCUUGUAAUUGUCUGUUUGUGUAAGUCCCUAGUGUAAAUGAUUGUUUAAAAUUUUUUUGCGUUUUUUGUAUUCGUUGUUUCCUGUUCGAUUUUAUCCUUUUCCCGAGUUUUCUGUUGCUUUGGAUCGAUUUUGUCGGUAUUUUGAAUUUUUCUACCUUGUUUUUGCUACUAUCCCAAAAACUACAGAAAACUUCAUUAACAAUAACGAUUCGAGACGACGGAAAACUUGUCUAAAAAUGUUCUUGAAAUUUCAAACACAUUUCCCAUUGCAAUCUACGUGAAUGGAUUGCAAAGCGAAAUGAUAUUCAAAUGCAAAUCAUUGCAAAUGUUAUAAACUGUUUUCUGUUACUCUUAUUCUGUAUUAUUCUGUUUGUUGGCCAAAAUGUUUCAUUCUCCUGUAUGCCAGCACCUCCCUCUCGUUCCAUGAGUGGGAGUGGGUUAUAUACAUUUGAGUCAUGCUACAUUUUGGCCCUAGACUGAAAAUGCAUUUGCUUCACUUGAAGCCUUCGCUUGCACAGAAUCAAC